GACCGACCCCAGUUGCCCCCGGUAGUCUAACUAGCCCAACGGUAGCCACCAUCUUAAAUGCCAUUUCCCCACUCGACAGGGAUUAUUUGCGAUGCGAGUUUAAGCAGCAACCCGACAGGUUCCAAUUCUCUGACUCCGACUGAUUGACUCGCUCUUUUCCCACCGUUGGUUUUUUGAGUUCUCCCAUCUCCCGUUUCUUUUCCACCAAGACUUCUGGGCGCCCAGACCGAAACUCGAUUUCUCAAGACACACGACUAUCACCCCGCCAGUUACACUAUCUAGAUCUUUAAUACUAUUUUCUUACUCUUAAGAAAAAAUAAAAUAAAAAUAAGGAAUUGAAGGAUUGUUGUUAGAAGAGGAAAGUGACCGAUUGAGUCGUCGAUUUUUUGUUGCGCGAAACCGAAACCACCGGACUUCUCGGUCGAAGACGACUAUUUACCGCAGCACCAUCAACCCCGUAUCCGCACUCGAUUGUCAGUAAGAUUCGACCGAAUCCAUCGAAUUGACCACGUAACAUCCGCCUCGUCGCGUUUCGAAGCCCUUCGUAGGCUAUUCCCAUUCCAUGGCGAGUGCCUCGCGAUAGCAUCACAAGUGCCUUUACGUCGCCUAAGCGGCUGGCUGCUUGGUCUGUCUAUCCGAGAUGGACUUUCCGCGUAUCUUGCCGCCUAGGGUGGCGACUACCGCGACAUCUUGCACGCCUUAUACCAUCACAUCGAAUGGCGUAUUAUCAAUUCCAGGAGCAGACCCGACGACCUUGACGGCCGACGCUGUCUAUUCGCCCCUCUGCACCGCUACCGCCUUGGCUCAACCUGCCAUUAUCGCGAAUGGAGGUUUUGAUUUGGACCAAACAACUUCGGCUUCUAACCCUCAGUUCUCCGACCUUCGCGAUCCAUUUUAUGCCUCGAUAUUCCCCCAAUGCUACGCUUUAGCUGCGACGACUGUUCUGGCUUAUUUGCUACUUAUCAUGCUUUUUAUCGCGCCACGAUCCUUUCUCGAUGGCGGUGUAGUUGUUUUAGGUCGACGUGGUUUUACGAAUGGACCUUCGAAUGGCAUCAGCAUCGGCGGUCGCCCGUGGCUACAAAAAGUCGCCGCGUUAACAGUCGCCAUUUCCCUAACUAUCGCUACAGCGGAUACUUUUCGCGUGGCUGAGGAACAAUACGCGUGGGGAAUUCAAAAUGCGCAGCAGCUUCAGGAGGACGUUUUAGGGGGGACCCAGUUAAAGGUCAUUCAACUGAUAUCUGACACCUUCCUUUGGUUGGCACAAGCCCAGACGCUCAUACGAUUAUUUCCCCGUCAGCGUGAGAAGGUUAUCAUAAAAUGGACGGCCUUCUCACUCAUUACGUUAGACGUCAUUUUCGGUGCCCUGAAUAGCUUCCACUAUACGAAGCAGGGCAACACGAGACCGCGCAGUUUUACAGAUGCUGUGCCCGCACUUAGCUACCUCUUCCAGCUAUCUCUAGGGUUGCUAUAUGCUGCAUGGGUACUUUAUUAUUCUCUUAUGAAGAAGCGAUAUGCCUUUUACCACCCCUUGAUGAAGAAUAUUUGUUUAAUGGCCACACUUUCUAUUAUAUCGAUCCUUGUUCCCGUCGUCUUUUUCGUUCUCGACAUCGCAGAGCCCGAAUUCACCGGAUGGGGUGAUUAUGUCAGAUGGGUAGGCGCAGCAGCAGCUAGUGUUGUAGUUUGGGAAUGGGUGGAACGAAUCGAAGCGCUGGAGCGUGAGGAGAAGAAGGAUGGAGUGCUUGGGAGGGAAGUUUUCGAUGGCGACGAAAUGAUGGAGGUAUUUCCUUCGGAUCUGUCGUGGCCUCGACGACGGAAGAAUAAGAAAAAGAGUGAUGAAGAGGAGUUUGACGAGGGUGAUAGUGGUAACAGCUCGUCAUUUGGCGGUCGAAGCAAUAUGUGGCCAGCUAUGUCGUCUAUUGCUAGUCGUGUUAGAUCGAGAUCGGAAAGCAGUCCCGACAGGAGACAGCAAGGCCUAUCUACGGCCAGGUCAGCAACCCGAUUUUUACAGCCCCCGCUGUGGCCUUCCCGGCCACCCCCAGCAGUUACUCCGGUAAGUAGGACGGAUACUGCAAGUGCUGAUAGCACCGUCUACGCGGUUCGAUAUCAACCUCUCACGGAGACAACUACCAGAACUACAGACGAUCGACAUGGACGUCCUUUAUCUAGGAGUAAUAGUGCUACUUCCUCAGCAUCGGGUCCGGCGUCAGAUAGUAAUGGACAAACCGGAAGCACCCCUCCACCACAACACCCCCCACCAGCGCCUGAACCAGAAAAGAAGGAGACAAACACGGGUCUCUGGCACCAAUUGAACCCAUUUAGUCGUGCUGCAAGGGAACCUCCUGCAGAAGUUCUCCCCCACACGAUACCUAAAUCACCCACGCAACGGCGAGACUACGAUAGUGUUGGAAGAUGGGACUUGCGGGGACGGAUGGAAAUUUUUACUGCAACGCAAGCAGAGAGAAUCCUAGAGAGGAUACGACCAACCCCCGACACUGACAGCCUACCGGUUACCGUUAUACCUGCUCCUCCACGCCGAGGUGCUGCUUUAGCACAGCUACUCGAAGAAGAGGAACUACAAAUCGAGUCUCAUGAGCACUCGGCCCCAUCGACUUCUUUGCAUUCGAGUCGCCCGAUGAGAACCCCAAGUAUUGCAACCGGGUCAAUGCCACCACCACACCAUGGAAUCAGAGACAAUAGUAUGACGUCGUCUACAUCGAGGCAGACUCCAAGUCCAGCAGAGAGAAGUGACCUAUCCUCUCGCAGGCCGCCUAUCACACGUGAUGGCAACUCGUUGACAACCUCGACCCAUAGGAGUGGAGACCAGCGAGAAAGAAUGGCUAGUGAAAGGCGACCGGUAGAUGAUACUGUCCGAAAUGAGCGUAGUCCUACCUCACCACCGGCGUAGAAAUAUCUGGCAUUUACCUAUUUUAAUCUUUCUAUGGUCUAAUGAAGCGUGGCGCUUUGGGUUGCAUUCUGGGGGUACUAGCGGGUUUCUUUUACGAUGACAUUCACGGCGCAUGGUUUUCAAAAAAGAGGAAUAACGGAUAUCCCUGCCCUUCCAACAUUGGGUGAUUUAGAUAGCGGAUUUACGAUGUAUGCGCAUCGAAAUCAGCUAUCGUGCGGUAUGCCCUGCGGGAGGCAAUGGUCAUUGUAUAUAUACAUACACACAUUAAGCAUUAUCACGGGGACACAGUGAUAGGAGCAUUGACGGCGCAUUGAAAUUCGGCGGGAUGAAGGUCCUGAACAGGAAACCUUCACUCCCCAAAGCCAGCUCGGUAUGGGUUGCGGCUGCUUUCGAAAUAUUAGACUAGUCACGAGGCUAGGUCAUGUUAUGUGUAAGAGACGGGAUAUUACCAAAUACCUCAGCAGGUAUGUAGCACCUCCUACAUAUUCAAAUAGGAGGUUACUAUAGAAAUAAAUUCGAAGCUUUAUCUCUUCA
Molecule: messenger RNA, 3439 nt
Organism: Annulohypoxylon maeteangense
Lineage: Eukaryota; Fungi; Ascomycota; Sordariomycetes; Xylariales; Hypoxylaceae
Product: pH-response regulator protein palH/rim-21
Exons: 1
Coding region: 641-2905 (754 amino acids)
Biological process (GO): cellular response to pH
Cellular component (GO): plasma membrane
Source: RefSeq, a predicted model, not a curated record